AGGACUGGCUGUAAGAACUCGCUCCCCCUGGAGAAGACCCACCUAAGGAGACGAGAAGGGUGUAAGUGUGACAGGUGAGCCCCUCGCACACUCCCCCUCUUUUUGCACCAGCUCCAUACACUAUGUAAGCAGUGCUGAAAGGGGAGGUAGGUCACAUGUCCCAACAUCAAUGAACCAAGCAUGACUGCUUGAAAAGGGGAAUGUGGCUUAUGAUGUCACAGUUUUGUCUUUAUUAAGAGCUCACUGAGAAGGAAUCCAGUUCUCCUCAAACACAGCCAAAGGACACAGCUCCUUCCUGGAGUCCUGCGCGGCUGCAUCAUAUCGGUGCUGGGAUUACUACACACAGGACUCGAAGAGGAGCAGAGCAGAGGAUCCUUCUAUUUAUUCUGGAAAAAUAACAAAACGAAAAAGAAAAUUAUCCCGUCAAUAGGAAGUGCCGGAAAUAUUCCACCGGUCUUGGUUAUUCUCAGGAUGUUGCGGAGCCUCCUUCCACAUUGCAGUUUGGUGGUGUUCAUCUUGAGUUGUUCCUUCCCCGCUCACGGGAGACCGACGCACGGGCUCAACGGCAGAGUGCGCCGGGCAGUGUCGGAGCAUCAGCUUCUCCAUGAUAAAGGCCGAUCCCUCCAAGAACUCCGCCGCAGAAUAUUCCUACAGAGCCUCAUGGAAGGGGUGAACACGGCGGAGAUCCGCGCAGCGCCAGAUGAACUGCCCCGUCCCAUCCCCAGCGUCAAGAACUUUAACACAUUGAGACUGGUGGGCGAAGAGGAGGCGAUCACGAGUCACCUGACUCAGGAGACACACAAAUCCCUGAGCUUCAAGGACCCCCCACCUAAGAUUCCUGGCAAGAAGAAGAAGGGGAAACCAGGAAAGAGGAAGGAGCAGGAAAAGAGGAAGAGGAGAGAGCGGUCGGCGUUAGAAAGUCUGCAGGACCCGCCCGGAUCGGACCUCUGGUGGGAAGAGCUGGGUAUCAGCACGCAAUGAGAAUUCAACUGGAGCUUCCACUUCUAUUGAAGAGACAUUAUAAACAAAAAAAAUAAAAAUAAAAGAGAGCGGGGUGUGCAGCGGAAACAAAGAAAAAACAUUCUGGACUUGCACAUUUGUUAUGUAUUUAUUUCCUGUAAAUAUCUUAUGAUCAGAGAACCCCUCCCCCCAUCGUCCCGGACCCCAUGUGCGCUGUUCUCCCCCCGCCGUCUGUAAUACUGCACAGCCGCCCCCCCCCCCAUGCGGCCCCCCCUCCCCUUAUUUAUUGGUUGAAUUCUGUAUUUAUUGUGUUAUAGUUUUUUUUAUUCCUUGUGCUGCUGGCGUCCCGUUUCAUGUUGCACUUUACGUCCAGAACUCGCCAAGAUCUUAUGUGUUUUUUUUUUUAUUUUAUUUUAUUUUUUAUAUAUUGAAUUGAACAUAAUUAUUAUUAUUAUUAUUAUUUUUAUUAUUAUUUUAUUAUUUUUAAAAAAAUUUUUUUGUGCAUGUAUGAAA
Messenger RNA from Hyla sarda, 1473 nucleotides. It is a transcript of the gene PTHLH, whose product is annotated as parathyroid hormone like hormone. NCBI's taxonomy places the organism in Eukaryota, Metazoa, Chordata, Amphibia, Anura, Hylidae. Gene Ontology annotation, cellular component: extracellular region. The transcript is spliced from 5 exons. Gene Ontology annotation, biological process: adenylate cyclase-activating G protein-coupled receptor signaling pathway; osteoblast development; bone mineralization. The coding region runs from base 472 to 981 and encodes 169 amino acids. Gene Ontology annotation, molecular function: hormone activity; peptide hormone receptor binding. The record is from RefSeq and is a predicted model, not a curated record.